This is a messenger RNA of Spinacia oleracea (spinach), 3200 nucleotides long. Its product is annotated as protein FAR1-RELATED SEQUENCE 8. The transcript is spliced from 4 exons. Gene Ontology annotation, molecular function: zinc ion binding. Gene Ontology annotation, biological process: regulation of DNA-templated transcription. NCBI's taxonomy places the organism in Eukaryota, Viridiplantae, Streptophyta, Magnoliopsida, Caryophyllales, Amaranthaceae. Bases 592 to 2835 code for a protein of 747 amino acids. The record is from RefSeq and is a predicted model, not a curated record.
UAUUUCCUAUUUUCCCCAAUCUCCACUGUCACUGUUUUCACUUUUCAGUCGUGGAACACCCCGAACUCCCCAAGUUCACCCGUACCUUACAUUCACCACCCCCCUCUCAGCCCACGCCUUCGACACCGUCCUAAGCUACCGAAAGUGGCGGCGGCACCAGCACCAGCACCAGCACCAGCACCAGCAAUCUUCUCCUCUUCUUUCCCCUCUCCCGCAGGCCCACUUAUUGAAGGAAUAACAACUGGCAGCGACUUACGUCUCUUUUCAGUGUAAUUUAUAGCAUGGACGAUGAUAGGCAGCAGUUGUCAUCGGCAGUGCUGCAGUGGUCGCAAUGGCAGGGGUGGAAGAGGGGGAUUUUUCUUGGUGCUUUGGUUUUUGGUCGGGUGCUAAUAUUUUCCGGUUGUUCAACAGAAACAAACUGACAAACAGAGAGACAACGCAACUUCCGGUCUUCCGCAGUUUCUCCUCCUGGCCUCCCUCUUCGUACGGACCUCAAUUUGUUAGGGGUUUGAACCAGCGGGCAACGCUAAUCUCAUUCCAGUGGGUGGUGGCAGCAAUCUACAACUAGAUUCUUCUUCUUCCUCUUCCAGGAUGAACGAACAUUCCCCAAAUAGUGAGGAUCUCAUUGAAGAAAUGGAAGACCAAGAAGAUAACGGCGAUGAGCUGUUUGAAAAUGAAGGUCAUGACCAUGAGAGUGAAGGCCACCAUGGAUUUGGAAUUGAGAGCGAUGAUCAUGAGAAUGACGGUGAACAAUUCUUGAUUGAUGCCAAUAUACACGAAGAAAGUGAGCAGGGGCUUGAGCUUGAAGGUGAAGACCACUGCAGUGAUAGUCAGCAGUUCCUUGAGGUGAGGGUUCAUAAUGCAGAAAAUGAGACCUUUCAUAUGCUUGAUCUUCAUGCCAAUGACGAGGUGCAUAACCUAGGAAAUAAUACAAUGGGCGUAGAUGAUGAAGAUGGCUUAUCUAAAGAGAGAUAUUACCAUCCGCCCACCGUGGGAAUGGAAUUCGAGUCCUAUGAUGAUGCUUAUAACUACUAUAACUGCUAUGCUAAGGAAUUGGGCUUUGCUAUCAGAGUGAAAUCGUCAUGGACAAAACGCAACAGCAAAGAAAAGCGUGGUGCAGUACUCUGCUGCAAUUGCGAGGGUUUCAAAACAUUCAAAGAGGCAUCCUGCCGGAGGAAGGAAACAAGGACAGGUUGUCUAGCAAUGAUGAGGUUGAGGUUGGUGGAAACAAAUAGGUGGAGAAUCGAUGAAGCUAAACUUGAACACAACCAUUUAUUUGAUCCUGAGAGGGUGCAGAACUCCAAGUCACACAAGAAAAUGGAAGUAAGCUUAAAAAGAGACUUAGAGCCAACUGUUGAUGUAGAAGUGCGAACCAUUAAGUUGUACCGUACUUCUGUAGUUGAUGCAGCAAGUUCUUGGAAUUUAACCUCUAGGGGGGGCGAUAAGGAUAACCACAUUCAGCCCCGCUUCUUAAAGCUUAAAUCUGGAGAUUCACAAGCCAUGCACAAUUAUUUUUGUCAGAAACAGCUUACAAGUCCAAAUUUCUUUUACAUUAUGGAUUUGAAUGAUGAAGGUCAAUUGAGGAAUGUAUUUUGGAUAGAUUCCCCGGCAAGGGCUGGAUACAGUUACUUUGGAGAUGUUGUGGUUGUUGACACAACAUGUUUGUCAAAUAAAUAUGAAAUUCCACUUGUGGCUUUCACCGGGAUAAAUCACCAUGGGCAGUCUAUCUUGCUUGGUUGUGCUUUCAUUGCAGAAGACACUGUGGAAACUUAUGUAUGGCUGUUUAGAACAUGGCUUACAUGUAUGUUAGGGCACCCUCCUCAAACUAUUGUCACAGACCGAUUCAAGGCCAUCCAAAUUGCGAUAUCUGAAGUAUUUCCUCGGGCCCACCAUCGAUUUUGGUUGCCACUUGUGAUGCAAAGUAUUAUUCUCAACUUGGGCCAACUACAAGAAUUUGAAGCAUUUCAGUCAAUCUUGAGUAGAACAGUCUACAAUUCUCUGAAAAUCGACGAAUUUGAGACUUCAUGGGAUAACAUGAUAGAUAGAUUUGGCAUUAGGGAUCAUGAAUGGCUUCGUGUCUGGUAUGAAGAUCGAGAAAAGUGGGCCCCAGCUUACCAGAAAGACACAUUUCUUGCAGGACUAUUUGCUGUUCAAACAGGUGAGUCCUUCAAUCCCUUUUUUGCUGCUCAUAUCCAUGAAAAAACCUCCGUACAAGAAUUUUUUGACUUGUAUGAUGUUAUGACACAAAAGAUACGACUAAAGGAAACACUCGAUGAUCUUGAGUCCAGCGAAUCCAACCUCUUGUUAAGAACAAGAUGCUACUAUGAGCUACAACUAUCCAAAUUUUAUACUAAAAGAAUAUUUGAAAAAUUCCAAGUCGAAGUUGAGAUGAUGUCUUGUUGUGUGACCAUCAACCAAGUUCAUACCUCUGGGCCGGUCACAACAUAUGUGGUGAAAGAACACGAGGGAAGUUUUGAGGUGAUGUAUGAUAAAACAGCAGUUGAAGUACGGUGUGUUUGUGCUGGAUUUUACCUAAAUGGUUAUCUUUGCAGGCAUUCGUUGAGCAUCCUCAGCCACAAUGGUGUGGAGGAGAUACCGUUCUCUUAUAUUCUUCAAAGAUGGAGGAAGGAUUGCAAGCACUUUUAUGUACCAGAUGUUAGUUCUAUUGAUAUUAUUGAUGUUACCAAUCCAACUCAAUGGUAUGAACAUUUGCAUAAACGAGCAAUGCAGGUAGUUGAAGCAGGUAUGGUAUCACGAGAUCAUUACAUGGUGGCUUGGCAAUCUUUUAUUGAGUCCUUGAACAAAGUCCGCCUUACGGAAGAGAAGCAUAUAUGAUGAUAUGUCAUAUCCACCCAUAACUCGCCUCGAAUCCGGAUUAGCCCUAAAGGUGAACCAGAUGGUAACACCAAAAGAAAUGAUAUGUGAAUUAUUUUAGAUGUAAAGUUCUUGCCAAUAUGUUCAUCCCAUGGGCAACUUGUACUUCUUGUCUUGGUGUUAUAGUGUAGCUUGUGGCGUGCAUUUAAAAAAUGUUUUUACCAAGGUUUGAACUUGAGACCAUCCCAAACUAAAUUGGAUGUUAAAUCAUCUUAAGUUCUUAACCAAUUUGUUAAUUAUGCUUUCUUAAUUCACUAAUAUAUGUUUAAGUUCCUUUGAUGACGGUUUGGUUAUACUAAUUAAUACAGAAUUUUCUUUUACUUUUA